AAAAAAAGGACAGAUAAUGGGCGGCAUGAAAGUUGUAUCUUUUGCUCUUCUCGUUGUUCUUCUCUUGUGUGUCGAUGUUGAGGUAGCAAGGGGUAACUCCUUGUGUUGCAACACUCAUCCAGAGUUUGGGAAAUGCGACACAAAGGAUGAGGAGGGAAAGUGCAACCAAUGGUGUCUGAAGGGAUGCAGCAAUGGCAAGGGAGGUUGGUGUAAGCCUCUCCCUCGUGGCAAACAAUGCCAUUGCUAUUGUUAGAACAAUCUACAUAUAUAUCGGCAUUCUCUCUUUCCGGUUUUUUAUUUAUAUAUGAGGCUAUAUAUAUAUAUAUAU
Tarenaya hassleriana is the source of this 328-nucleotide messenger RNA. RefSeq names its product defensin-like protein 22. The transcript has 2 exons. The record is from RefSeq and is a predicted model, not a curated record. Gene Ontology annotation, cellular component: extracellular region. Lineage: Eukaryota; Viridiplantae; Streptophyta; Magnoliopsida; Brassicales; Cleomaceae. Gene Ontology annotation, biological process: defense response to fungus. The coding region runs from base 17 to 253 and encodes 78 amino acids.